CGCCGGUCCGCUCUCGUGGUCGGCGGGGGCGCCUCGGGCCUGAGCUGCGCCCUCGAGCUGGCCGGCCGCGGCUGGUCCGUCUCGGUCCUCUCGCGCGACACCUCCGAGGGCGCCACCCGCGCCGCUGGCGGCAUGCUGGCGCCGCAGGCGGAGCGGCUGGAGGAGGGGCCGCUGCUCGACCUGUGCGUGCGCGCGCGCUCGCACUUUCCGCCCUGGCUGCAGCGCGUCGAGCGGCUCUCCGGCGUCGACGCCAACCUCUGCUCGCGCGGCGGCUUCCUCGCGCCCGCCUUCGAGGGCGACGCCGUGCAGCGGUGGCGCCCUCCGGCGGCCGGCGGGCCGGCGACGUGGCUGGGGCCCGAGGCGCUGCGUGCGCUGGAGCCGGCGGUGUCGGAGGCGGCCGUCGGCGGCUGGCUUUUCGAGCGGGAGGCGUCGGUCGACCCUCGCGCGCUGCACGACGCGCUGCUCACCUCGUGCGGAGCGCUGGGCGUGCGCGUGCUGGAGGGCGUCUCGGCCUGCUCACUCAAUUUGGACGUGGAGGCGGCGGCGGGAGGCGCGGCGGGCGGGAGCGGCGGGGCGGCGGCGGCGGUCAUCACGAGCGACGGCGCCGAGCUGCGCGCGGACGCCGUCGUGCUCGCGUGCGGCGCGUGGGCGCGCGAGCUGCUGCCGCUCGCCUCGUUCCCGAUCAAGGGGCAGAUGCUGCGGCUGCGGCCGCCGCCCGGGCACGCGCAGCGCGAGGCGGGCGGGCUGCAGCGCACGCUCUUCGGCGACGGGGUCUACCUUAUCCCGCGGCGCGACGGCGCCGUGGUGGUUGGCGCGACCGAGGAGCCCGGCGCCGGCUACGACCGCAGGGCCACCGCCGGCGGCGUGGCGCAGCUGCUCGACAAGGCGGUCGCCGCGGCGCCCGUGCUGGCAGACUACACGCUUGACGAGGUGUGGGCCGGGCUGCGCCCCACCACGCCGGACCGCAUGCCCCUCCUCGGCCGCGCCUCCUCCGCCUUGAACCUGCACGUCGCCGCCGGCUACCACCGCAACGGCAUCCUCCUCUCGCCGCUCUGCGCAAAGCUGGUCGCCGACGGCAUC
This is a messenger RNA of Emiliania huxleyi CCMP1516, 1080 nucleotides long. RefSeq lists its product as hypothetical. NCBI's taxonomy places the organism in Eukaryota, Haptophyta, Isochrysidales, Noelaerhabdaceae. Gene Ontology annotation, cellular component: cytoplasm. The annotation marks the transcript as partial. The record is from RefSeq and is a predicted model, not a curated record. The transcript has a single exon. Gene Ontology annotation, molecular function: oxidoreductase activity; flavin adenine dinucleotide binding.